Molecule: messenger RNA, 2033 nt
Organism: Oryza brachyantha (malo sina)
Lineage: Eukaryota; Viridiplantae; Streptophyta; Magnoliopsida; Poales; Poaceae
Product: T-complex protein 1 subunit epsilon
Exons: 9
Coding region: 102-1709 (535 amino acids)
Biological process (GO): protein folding
Cellular component (GO): chaperonin-containing T-complex
Molecular function (GO): ATP-dependent protein folding chaperone; ATP binding; ATP hydrolysis activity
Source: RefSeq, a predicted model, not a curated record
CUCGCACCCCGCCGCCGCCGCCCCCCAACACUCCGGCGCUCCUCUCACCACACCCGCGCCGCCACCCCUCCGAUCGAGAGGAGGAGGAGGAGGCGUCCGCCAUGGCGCUCGCCUUCGACGAGUUCGGCCGCCCCUUCAUCAUCCUGCGGGAGCAGGAGAAGAAGUCGCGGCUGCGGGGGCUCGACGCGCAGAAGGCCAACAUCGCCGCCGGCAAGGCCGUCGCCCGCAUCCUCCGCACCUCGCUCGGACCCAAGGGCAUGGACAAGAUGCUCCAGUCCCCCGACGGCGACGUCACCAUCACAAACGACGGGGCAACUAUCCUGGAGCAAAUGGAUGUGGACAACCAAAUUGCGAAGCUGAUGGUGGAGCUGUCCCGCAGUCAGGACUAUGAGAUUGGGGAUGGUACCACUGGUGUUGUGGUCAUGGCUGGGGCUCUCUUAGAGCAAGCUGAGAAACUGCUGGAACGUGGUAUUCACCCAAUAAGGAUUGCUGAGGGUUAUGAGUUGGCCUCAAGAAUAGCUUUUGAUCACCUUGAGCACAUCUCCCAUAAGUUUGAGUUCAGUGCUACAAAUAUAGAGCCACUGGUGCAGACCUGCAUGACAACUCUGUCCUCAAAAAUAGUUAACCGUUGUAAGAGAACACUUGCAGAGAUUGCUGUGAAAGCAGUACUUGCAGUUGCUGAUUUGGAAAGGAAGGAUGUAAACCUGGACUUGAUUAAAGUGGAAGGUAAGGUCGGUGGGAAGCUGGAGGAUACUGAGCUAGUAUAUGGAAUCAUUGUUGACAAAGAUAUGAGCCACCCUCAAAUGCCAAAGAGGAUUGAGGAUGCUAAGAUCGCCAUCCUGACCUGCCCAUUUGAGCCCCCGAAGCCUAAGACAAAGCAUAAGGUUGACAUUGAUACUGUAGAGAAGUUCCAGACGCUGCGGGAGCAAGAGCAAAAAUACUUUGAUGAAAUGGUUCAGAAAUGCAAGGAUGUUGGAGCAACCCUAGUUAUUUGCCAAUGGGGCUUUGAUGAUGAAGCCAAUCAUUUACUGAUGCAUAGAAAUUUGCCAGCUGUCAGAUGGGUUGGUGGUGUUGAAUUAGAAUUGAUUGCCAUUGCUACAGGAGGGCGGAUCGUUCCAAGAUUCCAAGAGUUGAGUCCUGAAAAGCUUGGGAAGGCUGGAAUAGUCAGAGAGAAAUCAUUCGGGACAACAAAAGAUCGCAUGCUUUACAUUGAACAGUGUGCCAACUCCAGAGCUGUAACUAUCUUCAUUCGUGGUGGCAACAAAAUGAUGAUUGAGGAGACAAAGCGAAGUCUUCAUGAUGCUCUUUGUGUUGCAAGGAAUCUUAUCCGUAAUAAUUCAAUUGUGUAUGGUGGUGGCUCAGCAGAAAUAUCUUGCUCAGUUGCCGUUGAAGCUGCUGCAGAUCGGUACCCAGGAGUUGAACAGUAUGCAAUCAGGUCAUUUGCUGAUGCAUUGGAUGGUAUUCCACUAGCCUUAGCUGAAAACAGUGGUUUGUCGCCAAUUGAUACACUGACAGCAGUGAAAUCUCAACAAGUAAAGGAAAGCAAUCCUCAUUGCGGCAUUGAUUGCAAUGAUGUUGGGACAAACGACAUGAAAGAACAAAAUGUUUUUGAAACACUGAUAGGCAAGCAGCAGCAGAUCUUACUGGCAACCCAGGUGGUGAAGAUGAUUCUCAAGAUCGAUGAUGUUAUCUCGCCUUCUGAUUACUGAUUAUGCUUGGGAAGACUAUGGAGUUUACUGUGGUAGGCUUUGGUGACAAGCAUUCCAGUAGGCUACAUUUUGUCGGCCAAUCGGGUUUUGGUUUGUACUAUUACACCAUGAAUUGCUUUGCCCGUGCUGUUUGGUGAGCUAUCUUGUUCGUGUGAAUUACCUUUUGGUACUAUAUUUUCCUCACCAGCACUUAGUAUAGCUUGAGACAAUCGCACAAACCCCUUUGAAAUUGGUCUAGAAGUUUAAGUGGAUCAAGCUCAAGCUACCAUUUUCUCUUGUACCCGCACAGAUUCUUAGUUGCUUAAUAGGUUGCGCGCUGUGGUU